UGGCACGUCUGCAACGGAAAAAAAAACCAAAAAAAAAUUGAAAAUCGGAAAUGGAGAAGUUGAGAGCUACGAGCAAUCUCCGACGAUCAUUGAAAUCGCUUCUCAACCGUCGAUUAAGUUCCGGUUCAGAUUUUACGCAUUUCAAUCAAAAGAGGAGUUUUCAGACGAGUUUUAAUUGGAUCAGAGAUUACAAAAGUGUUGGAGAAGUGAAUGCGGUUCAGUACAGAUAUUUCAGUUCAGUGUCGACGCUUGUUCAGAGAAAUCCUUCAUUUUCGACGUUAAAUUCCGAUGAUAUUAGUUAUUUCAAGGGGUUACUAGGAGAGAAAAACGUUAUUCAAGAUGAGGAUAGGCUCGAAACUGUAAAUACGGAUUGGAUGCAUAAAUACAAAGGCUCCAGUAAGCUCUUGCUUCAGCCUCGAAGCACUGAGGAGGUGUCACAGAUUCUUAGAUAUUGUAAUUCAAGAUGUUUAGCUGUUGUUCCUCAAGCUGGAAAUACUGGUCUUGUUGGUGGAAGUGUGCCUGUUUUUGAUGAGGUAAUUGUCAAUGUUGGUUCGAUGAAUAAUAUCAUAAGUUUUGACAAGGUCAGUGGUAUAUUGGUAUGUGAGGCAGGCUGCAUAUUAGAAAAUCUUAUCUCUUUCCUGGACAACCAAGGAUUUGUUAUGCCUCUGGACUUAGGUGCAAAAGGGAGCUGUCAAAUUGGUGGAAACGUUUCAACUAAUGCUGGUGGUUUGCGCCUUGUACGUUAUGGUUCACUUCAUGGGAAUGUACUCGGUCUUGAAGCUGUUUUAGCAAAUGGUGAUGUGCUUGAUAUGCUUGGGACUUUACGUAAAGAUAAUACUGGGUAUGACUUGAAGCAUUUGUUUAUAGGAAGUGAAGGAUCCUUGGGAAUUGUAACUAAAGUUUCUAUACUGACCCCUCCCAAGCUGUCUUCUGUAAAUUUAGCUUUUCUUGCAUGCAAAGAUUAUUCUAGCUGCCAGAAACUUCUCGUGGAAGCAAAAAGAAAACUUGGGGAGAUCCUAUCUGCUAUUGAAUUUUUGGAUGACCAGGCAAUGGUUUUGGUUUUGCAUCAUUUAGAUGGAGUUCGGAAUCCGUUACCCACCUCAAUGCACAACUUCUAUGUUCUGAUUGAGACAAUAGGCAGUGAUGACUCUUUUGAUAGGGAGAAACUUGAGGCCUUCUUACUUAGCUCAAUGGAAGGUGGUUUAAUUUCUGAUGGUGUUCUUGCACAAGACAUAAACCAACUAUCCUCAUUUUGGCGAAUACGUGAGGGUGUACCAGAAGCAUUGAUGAAAGCUGGUGCCGUUUACAAAUAUGAUUUGUCAUUGCCUGUUGAAAAGAUGUACAAUCUUGUGGAUGACAUGAGAGUAAGACUUGGUAAUUUGGCGAAAGUAGUUGGAUAUGGUCACCUUGGGGAUGGGAAUUUGCAUCUUAAUAUUUCUGCUCCACAGUACGAUGACGCGAUUUUAGAACAAAUUGAACCCUAUGUCUAUGAAUGGACAUCUAAGCACCGAGGGAGUAUCAGUGCUGAACAUGGCCUGGGAUUGAUGAAAGCUAACAAGAUCUAUUACAGCAAAACCCCUGAAACUGUACAAAUAAUGGCUUCCAUCAAAACAUUGCUUGACCCGAAUGGGAUCCUCAACCCAUAUAAAGUUCUUCCACACUCAAUCAAUCCCUAGAGCUGGGCCAGGGAAUGCUACCGGCGAAGCCUUUCUCCCAUCUCCAAAUUCAGUCUCCCCACUAAGAGCAUUUGGCAAACUUUGGAAUAUGUCAUGAAAAAGAUGCCACUAUGGAGGUGAGCUGAAAAUGGGGAAAGGGGGGGCCAAGAAACUUCCAUAAAGAAUAUUGAUCUGGCAAACAAAGGGCAUCGCCUCCGGUACUAUACAGUGAACUUUGUAUAAUCAUUGAAUAAGAGAUGGAAACGUGUUAAGACUCUCAGGUGCAUAAAAUUGCAAAAAUAAGUUGGAACUUGUUGCACCAGCUUAAAAUUUAUUAAGCUUUUCUGUAUGUAAAUAUUCUAUGCAAGUUGACGUCUCUUGCAUCUUUCUUAAUGUGCGCUCAAGCCGUUUGCUGGUA
Molecule: messenger RNA, 2073 nt
Organism: Theobroma cacao (cacao)
Lineage: Eukaryota; Viridiplantae; Streptophyta; Magnoliopsida; Malvales; Malvaceae
Gene: D2HGDH
Product: FAD-linked oxidases family protein
Cellular component (GO): mitochondrion
Molecular function (GO): catalytic activity; FAD binding
Source: RefSeq, a predicted model, not a curated record